Molecule: messenger RNA, 315 nt
Organism: Perkinsus marinus ATCC 50983
Lineage: Eukaryota; Perkinsozoa; Perkinsida; Perkinsidae
Exons: 5
Coding region: 1-315 (104 amino acids)
Biological process (GO): mRNA splicing, via spliceosome
Cellular component (GO): U12-type spliceosomal complex; U2 snRNP; precatalytic spliceosome
Source: RefSeq, a predicted model, not a curated record
AUGGCUAAGCAUCAUCCAGAUCUCGUAAUGUGCAGGAAGCAGCCUGGCAUUGCUAUCGGCCGCCUCUGUGAAAAGUGCGAUGGGAAAUGUGUUAUUUGCGAUUCCUAUGUCCGACCGUCAACUUUGGUGAAGAUUUGCGAUGAGUGCAAUUAUGGUAGCUAUCAAGGGAGAUGCCUACUACUGCANNNNGGAAUUACCCUCGAGAGUAUCCUCAAAAAGAUGGGCCAGUUCGACCCAUUGACCGUCACUAUUUUGGACUUUCCGACAGAGGCAUGCACGAGAUCAGCUGGAGUAUCGGGAAAUGUGAGAAUCUAG